CUUUGGGCAUUUGGCUCGCAGGCGAGCUUUGGAAACGGCGAUGCCACCUUGGUACGAUGUCUGCGUUUAAAAGGCGAGUUUCAAUACUGCACAACUAUUGAUUGUGGAAAACUCAUCCUGAAACCAUGCCAUUUAUUCUCGAACCCUGCAUGAUAUGUCUUUGCGAAGUUCGUGAGCCCGUGGCACUGAGUUGCGGUCAUAUAUUUGAUCACGGGUGCAUCCAAAAAUACUUGGCUUCGAAGAUGCCUCCAUGCCCUCAAUGUCGGCGUCCGAUUUCUAGAACAACGCGAUUGUUCAUGAGGUUGUCUGCUAUUCCGUACUUAUCGACUCCAUUCAUCCCGAGGUUGUUGCGGUUCCGCGACGUAAAUGCUUUUGCCGAGGAAAAUUUGAAGCUGAAGGAGCGAACUUGGAUGCUUGAGAAGGAGAAUGAGAGGCUUCGGACAGCAAUCGGCCUACGUGAGGACACUCAUGAGUCUGUUGCUGAAGAGCCAGAAGCCAGACCUUCCAUUUUUGCACGAUGGUUGAUGGAUCUCGGAGCUCUUGCUUUGCAGAGGUGCCCUCCGCGGAUUCUUGGUGCUGCGACUUUCGUUGCAUUACUUAUUUUGCGUCGCCACGAGAGACCGGUGAUAACGUUGAUCCGGUUCGUACAACGGUGGGUACCAUCGACGUAGAAGAUUUCUCGAAUGUCUACUCCAACUUUACAUUUCCGAACUACAUUGGAUAGUUCAUGGUUCAUCUGUAUACUUCAAUGUCGAACUUCGAGUCGAACAGGCUCAGGAGCGAUCGGCUAACAGAAAUUCAUAAGAAAGCAGUUAGACAGUAGUCAGGUGUGCUUGUGAAUCCGUCACUGGAAGACCGGUAUUACGAAGGGAUGCACAAAGUAACAUCCAGAGCAGUUUGGAUCAUGAAGAGGGGGUAGCAGUUGCAUAAGCUAGAGUAU
Cantharellus anzutake is the source of this 940-nucleotide messenger RNA. RefSeq lists its product as uncharacterized. NCBI's taxonomy places the organism in Eukaryota, Fungi, Basidiomycota, Agaricomycetes, Cantharellales, Hydnaceae. The transcript has 4 exons. The coding region runs from base 126 to 671 and encodes 181 amino acids. The record is from RefSeq and is a predicted model, not a curated record.